CAGACGCGCAGCGGACAAGUUGUCAAUUGAAAUACGUUUCUGCGGCUCCACAUAAAUGCUGACUGCUGCUGCUGGCCAUGAUGUCUUGGCCAAAACAAUGGGGCUUCGCUAGCCUCUGGCUGCCCGUGCUGAUCGGCCUGCUCCACACACAAAAUGCAUCAGCUUUCAUUGUGCCCCGGGAACUGCCCUCCAUCUUAUCCAUAGUUUACUCCAAUAUACCACCGAUUAAAAAGGGAACUGAUUCCCGUCUGGGCUUUGGCUUUCGCCUGGGCGAGCAUGCGGACUUUCAGGUGAUGGUGGAACUGGGUCCCCAGAAGGAGACCCGUCCCAUCGGUGAGCCCAGCCAGGAUGAUCAGUCGUUCAGCAAGCGCCAGGUGAGCCAGAGCGAUCAGAAGGCACUGGCCCGCCAACUCUACCGCCAGCAGGUGAUGGAGGAGGCGGAGAGAUUGAUGACCUCCACGGAGAGGAAUGGGGCCAGCUGGCUGGAGACCUGGUCGAAUGGCAUGAAGCCGCAGAAGCACAAAUCGAAGGAUCAGCUCAAAAGACCGGCGAAAGAAAGUUCCGCUGUCAAUUAUCAGAAUGAGAAGGCACAGGCCUCAGAUCCCUCCAGUGCCAUGAAGCAGCUGCAGUUGCUUUACAAAAUGGCCACCAGUUCCAGCACCACAUCCACCACAACAGUGCCUCCUGUCUUCACUGGAGGAUCCCUCAAACUGGGUGCUCCAAGUGGCUUUAAGCUGCCUCCACCUGCUCUCAGCCAGGAUACCAACACGCUGAGCAAUCCUGUUCCUCUCAAGAGCAAAACUGAGAUCACCAAGGAGCUAAUGGAUGUCAGUCUGGAGACGAGCACGUAGGUUGUGCGCCUAUCUAGUUACUAAUUAACCUCUGUAUACAAAUACGCGUGUAUUUGGGUGCUUAGCAAAUCUGUGUGUAGUAUGGCUUAGCUAUCUUUUGUAAAUAAAAUUAAAACUAAACAUAGGUU
Drosophila teissieri is the source of this 979-nucleotide messenger RNA. RefSeq lists its product as uncharacterized. The coding region runs from base 78 to 851 and encodes 257 amino acids. The record is from RefSeq and is a predicted model, not a curated record. NCBI's taxonomy places the organism in Eukaryota, Metazoa, Arthropoda, Insecta, Diptera, Drosophilidae. The transcript is spliced from 4 exons.